Molecule: messenger RNA, 2412 nt
Organism: Quercus lobata
Lineage: Eukaryota; Viridiplantae; Streptophyta; Magnoliopsida; Fagales; Fagaceae
Product: disease resistance protein At4g27190-like
Exons: 2
Coding region: 141-2345 (734 amino acids)
Molecular function (GO): ATP hydrolysis activity; ADP binding
Source: RefSeq, a predicted model, not a curated record
AGGUAAUCCUCUCAACAACGAGUGAUUGUGUGUCGUUUCAUUCUGUUUCUUUACAUCAUUCUGUUUCUUCUGUGGUUCUUUCAUUCUUUGGCUGUCAAUUAUUUUAAGCUUCCGGCAUCUCCCAUAGCAAAAUUUUCGGCAUGGAAGUGGUGGGUGCAGCUGUCGGUGCACUAGUGGCAACAACUAGCGAGCUUCUCUGUAGUUGUGUCAGUUCUAAGACCAACACCACUUUCAAUUUGCAUUCAAAUCUUGCUGCUGUUGAGCAGGAGAUGAAAAGCCUUACGGAUCGUAUAAAAGAAGUCAAAGGUGGAACGGAAGCAGCGGAGAAAGAAGGAAACAAAAUCAGAUCUGAAGUCGUAACUUGGCUUCAGGACGUGAAAACGCUUCAGCCUGGAGUCGAUGCAAAUCAAGGACAAAUGGUCAACAACAAAAAGCCUUCUCGAUGUUUCUUAAAUUGCAAAAAACGGUAUAGAGAGAGCAGGGAAGUGGAAAAAACUCUGGAAGAGAUCAAAAGGCUUCUUCUUGUAGCUGAAAAAUUCAACUAUGAUGUGGUUUGUCCUACUAGAGUUCCCAGAGCAGUGGAGCAUAUUCCUGGACCUUCAAUUCGGGGUCAAACAACUGCAUCAAAAAAAUUAGAUGAGAUUAGGAAGGCAUUGGAUGAUGGAUUCAAAAGGAUUGGUAUUUGGGGACUAGGAGGAGUUGGCAAGACUACUCUGGUGAAGAACUUGAAUAAUGAGCUCAAAAAGGCUUCUACAAAGCCUUUUGGCAUUGUCAUUUGGGCCAUCGUUUCCAAGAAUGUGGUCAUUAAAAAUGUCCAGAAACAAAUAGCUGAAAGAUUAAAUUUGGAGGUGAAAAUGGAAGAAAGCGUGCAGAGAAUGGCCAGUCGGCUUUAUGAAAGGCUUGAGAAUGAAGAAAAAUUUCUACUCAUUCUAGAUGAUGUUUGGGCGAAAAUUGAUUUAGACACUUUGGGUGUCCCAGGGCCGGAUGUUCAUAAAGGCUGUAAGAUCAUAUUGACUUCUCGACUUAAGGAAGUCUGUAGGACUAUGACAACCAAUCUCGAAAUCAAAAUAGAAGUUUUAAAUGAUGUUGAAGCUUGGCAAUUGUUUUGUCAAAAGGCAGGGGAUGUGGCUCGUCUAGAAGAAAUUAAACCAUUAGCAGAAGCAAUUGUAAAAGAAUGUUGCAGAUUACCACUAGCCAUCAUCACCGUGGGAGCUGCCAUGAGAAAAAAGACAAAGGUCGAGUUGUGGAAGCAUGCUUUAAAUCAGUUGCAAAGAUCAGUGCCUUCUAUAGAAGGAAUUGAGGCUGAGGUCUAUAAGCCGUUGAGGUUGAGUUACGACUCAUUACAAGGUAACAACAUAAAAUCUUGUUUCUUAUAUUGCUGUCUAUUUCCCGAGGACUUCGAAAUUUCUAUAAGGGAUUUAGUACGCUAUUGGCGGGCAGAAGGUUUGAUAGGUGAAGGACAGAAUUGGGAGGGUAUGGACGAAGGCAUUUCUUUGAUUGAAAAUCUGAAGGACUCUUGUUUGUUGGAAGAUGGUCCCUAUAGCGAAACUGUGAAGAUGCAUGACGUUGUUCGGGACGUUGCUAUAUGGAUUUCAUCAACGUCUGAGGAUGGGUGUAAAUCCCUUGUUCGUUCGGGGAUUGGGUUGAGUGAGAUUUCUGUUGGAGAGUUUUCAAAUUCAAAUUCUCUCGAUAGAGUUUCUUUCAUGGGUAACUACAUAACAAGGCUACCUGAUUGCAUGAUACAAUGUUCAAAGGCCUCGGUUCUGCUACUCCGACACAAUAAUGCCCUUGACACGGUUCCUGAGAAAUUCCUGCAAGGGUUUGAAGCACUAAAGGUAUUGGAUCUCGGUGAAACCAGCAUCCGGUCAUUGCCUCAUUCUCUAUUUCAACUUAGAGAUCUCCGUGUUCUUGAUCUUAGUGGCACGUGUAUCGCAAAUUUGCCAAGAGGGAUUGAAAACCUGAGUGAGCUAAGGGAUUUAAACUUAGACAAGACUUGUGAACUGAAAAGCAUUCAACCUGGAAUUAUAUCCAAGUUGUCUUGUUUAGAAAGUCUAUCUACGUGCAAUGGUGGCUUACGUUUCCGUUUGAAGGGAGAGGAAGACGGACAGGCAACUUUUGAAGAGCUCAAAUCAUCCUUUAAUCGAAUACAUUAUUUAAAUAUCUCAUUGAAUGGGAUCCCAUGGGAAAAAUCCGAAGAUCUUUCCUGGAUAAAUAGAAUGAGUCAUCUUCAACUUUGUCUUUUCCAAGCACAAGGAAGGUGCGUCCUAAUUACAUUUGAUGAAAAAAGGUGUUCUAUCCGGAAUCUUAAUCUUUCUCUCUCGCAAGAAUGGAUUGGGUGGUUCUAGGAUAAUUCAAGUUCUCUGCUAUUAUCUAAAUGUACAGGACUGGUUUAAAUGCUUGAAGACUUCAUUG